AUGUCAGCAUUCCAACCAACUCCUGACCAAGACGUGAAUCUCGUUUGCCAUUGGACCAAGCCGGAUUGCCUCCAAAGCUUUUUAUCCGCCGAGGAAUUAUUCAAUCAUCUUUGCGAUAGUCACGUAGGACGCAAGCGAAACGGAAACCUGAGCUUAAGCUGCAGCUGGGAGGGUUGCACCCACAAAGCCGCCAAGCGAGAUCAUAUGACAUCUCACAUGAUGGUACAUUGCCCCUUGCAAACCAACAUAUGUGGGAUCUGCGACAAGACUUUCAAGCGCUCCUAUGAUUUACGGAAGCACGAAGUCACCCAUACGGCUGCGCAUCACGAGCUCCACACCCGGUCCCGGGCUGUUGUUUAUCAAGAGCGUGAAAUACCAUAUGCCAGUGAGAUCAGCGCGGCAGCCAUGAUGAACCGGAUGCGAGUCAACAGCUUGCCUCGUGAUCAGUCUGGGAACUGGACUGGGAGUAACAAUGUCCUAACGGCUGCCCCCGGGCCAGUCCACCGAGAAAGAUCAUUCUCUGUCCCUCGCCACAACCCCUACCAGCGUCCGCAAUCCGAACAGACCUAUCCCUUGUAUCCAACCGCCUGGAAUAACGAGUUCAAGUUUCCCUCAGACCGCCAUCAACGCGCUGAUUCCAUCGCCGAGGACGGCCCUUACAACGUCAAUAUGCCAGGGUUCAACCAAUUCCAGUUUCUGGAACAGUAUCCUCAGCUCUCCGACCCGCCCGCGCCAGACCUUUUCAGCGCGAGUAGUGUGCCACCUUCGACUUCUUCAGGCAGCUCAUCGUCUUCCCAUCAGCCUACCACCAACUACGUCGCGUCUAGCGGGAACUGGUCCGAGAUUUUCUCAUUUGUGGCUGACUCGCGCAGGGAAAGCCAGCCGCACUCCAUCCCCUCGUCCGACGAUUUCUCGGGCUCUGAUGGGCUCUCGGGCGUCUUUGCCGGCGACCAACCUCGCGAAAUCCUUAGGACGAGCUCGUUGCCCUUAUACCCUACUGCGCCCUCUUCAUUCAACUCAUUCGAGAACCUCGGUUAUCGGCACUCUGUGUCGGCUCCAGCAGGGCCCGAAGAGCCGACAGUGAUCCCUGACUUCCAGCUUGGGGACUUCUUCCCUCCCGAACAACCCUACGAGCAGCCCUAUCUGGAAUCUUCGGCAACUCCUUUCCAAGCCUCCCAUGAUGCCUUCGGUCAUGUCCAAAACUACGACUGUAUCGCCGACCUGCACACGCUUUUGAGCCUCGCUGAUCUCUCCGGAUUUUCGCAGACCCCUGCCGUUCAAACCGAGCCCCUCUUGUUGAAUCUUCCCCCGUUCCAAUUUACCUCCGCCCAGCCCCUCUUCUAA
Messenger RNA from Puccinia triticina, 1344 nucleotides. RefSeq lists its product as uncharacterized. Gene Ontology annotation, cellular component: nucleus. NCBI's taxonomy places the organism in Eukaryota, Fungi, Basidiomycota, Pucciniomycetes, Pucciniales, Pucciniaceae. Gene Ontology annotation, biological process: positive regulation of transcription by RNA polymerase II. The record is from RefSeq and is a predicted model, not a curated record. The transcript has 6 exons. Bases 1 to 1344 code for a protein of 447 amino acids.